This is a messenger RNA of Toxotes jaculatrix (banded archerfish), 1283 nucleotides long. RefSeq names its product ribosomal L1 domain containing 1 (gene rsl1d1). NCBI's taxonomy places the organism in Eukaryota, Metazoa, Chordata, Actinopteri, Toxotidae. Bases 45 to 1133 code for a protein of 362 amino acids. Gene Ontology annotation, cellular component: 90S preribosome. The transcript has 9 exons. The record is from RefSeq and is a predicted model, not a curated record.
CCACAGCGCAUGCGUGGCUGUGGUUCACACGUGAAGCAGACAGCAUGGCUGACAACACAGAAGUUGUGUUGGACCGGACUCAGGUGAAAAAGGCUGUCCAGGCUCUGCAGGCUUUCCUAAAAACCAAGUCCACUCGUGACUCUCUGUUACUGGACGACACUCAGCAGAUCUGCCUGCUGUUCACCCUGUGGAAGAUCCCCAAAGAGGCACAGACCAUCCGCAUUCCUUUGCCCCAUGGCCAGCGGCCCGACACAGACGAGGUCUGCCUCUUCACCAGAGAUGAGCCCAACAUGACUUCAGAGCAGACCCAGAGGUUUUACAAGAGGCUACUGGAGGAAAAGGGUGUCAAAAACAUAUCUGAGAUCAUCCCCUACAAAGUCCUGAAGACAGAGUACAAACCGUAUGAAGCCAAGCGCCGUCUGCUCGGGAACUUUGACUUCUUCCUCUCCGACGACCGCGUCCGCCGCCUGCUGCCCUCACACCUCGGAAAACAUUUCUACCAGAGGAAAAAAGAGCCGCUGUCUGUGAACCUGCAGAGCAAACACCUGGCCCGAGACAUCCAGAGAGUCGUCCAGGGCACCAGCCUGAAGGUUACCAACAAGGGCUGCUGCUGUAUGGCUCGUGUCGCCCACUCCAACAUGACUGCGGAUGAGGUGACAGACAACAUCGAGGCUGCCGUCCAAACAGUGGUGGCCAAAUUACGAAUGAAAGGACCAGUGAUGAAGCUCAUCCAUUUAAAAAGUCAAACAUCAGUGGCCCUGCCCAUCUACACCUCAGACCUCAGCAACCUCAGCGUGAUGGAGGAGGCAGAUGAGCAGACUCCCAAGAAAAAGGGAGGAGCAGCCACAAAGAAGGGAAAGAAAAAACAGAGUGAGGAUGCAAAACAAACAGAUACCACUGCAGAGGGGAAGGGAGAGGAGGUGGGGGAAGAGGAGGAAGAAAUCCCACAGCUGGUUCCCAUGGAAACACCAAACAAAAAGCCCAAACUGGAGAAGCCGCUGAAAAAGAAGCAGCUGGAGAAAGCACCCAAACCUGCAGCAGUGAAGAAAGGAACAAAAUCUCAGAGCAAAUUGACAAAGAAAGCUGGAAAGACUGAGUCCAAAGUAAAAAGAAAGGUGCCUAAAGUGAAAUGAGUCUCAGCAGUGCAGCUUUUGCACAUUACCCUCUCAAACAUGGACAUUUGACACAGUAACAGGACCAGAUUGCUCAGAGAACACUCAAUAUAUUCAGUCUGUUUGUUCUUUUGCCUGGAUGAUGCAGAUUAUAAAUGUUACCUGAAAUUA